Molecule: messenger RNA, 475 nt
Organism: Cricetulus griseus (Chinese hamster)
Lineage: Eukaryota; Metazoa; Chordata; Mammalia; Rodentia; Cricetidae
Source: RefSeq, a predicted model, not a curated record
UAAGCUGGAAGGCGAUUUUACUUCUUGUGUGUAGGAAACCAUUGAAGAUGUUGAAGAGAUGCUCAACAAUCUCCCUGGUGUGACAUCAGUUCACAGUCGUUUCUAUGAUCUCUCCAGUAAAUACUAUCAGACAAUUGGAAACCACGCAUCCUACUAUAAAGACGCUCUACGGUUUCUGGGCUGUGUUGACAUUAAGGAUCUGCCAGUGUCAGAGCAACAGGAGAGAGCCUUCACAUUGGGGCUUGCUGGACUUCUUGGCGAGGGCGUUUUUAACUUUGGAGAGCUUCUCAUGCACCCUGUACUGGAGUCACUGAGGAGCACUGACCGGCAGUGGCUGAUCGACACUCUGUAUGCUUUCAAUAGUGGUGAUGUAGAUAGGUUCCAGACCCUGAAGUCUGCGUGGGGCCAGCAGGUAGGUUUCCCAUACCAUGUGUCUGCUCUUUCAACAAUGAUUCACUAAGCCUCUUCUCUAUAU